Messenger RNA from Momordica charantia (bitter melon), 1432 nucleotides. Lineage: Eukaryota; Viridiplantae; Streptophyta; Magnoliopsida; Cucurbitales; Cucurbitaceae. The record is from RefSeq and is a predicted model, not a curated record.
UUCUCCUUCUCUCCGUAUCGCUGAUUGCUGUUUUGCUGAAGAUUAUUUCGCUUUGUUUCUAGUUGUGUUCGCAUUUGGAUUCUGUUGAGGAAGAACAGGAUGUCUCACAGGAAAUUUGAGCACCCAAGGCACGGGUCCCUUGGCUUUCUUCCCAGGAAGCGUGCUGCUCGUCACAGGGGAAAGGUGAAGGCUUUUCCCAAGGAUGACCCUAACAAGCCAUGUAGGUUGACUGCUUUCCUGGGUUACAAGGCUGGAAUGACACACAUUGUCAGGGAGGUCGAGAAGCCGGGAUCAAAGCUUCACAAGAAGGAGACUUGUGAGCCUGUAACAAUCAUUGAGACCCCUCCAAUUGUGAUUGUUGGUGUUGUUGGAUAUGUGAAAACACCCCGUGGUCUUCGUACUUUGAGAACUGUAUGGGCUCAGCAUUUGAGUGAGGAAGUUAGGAGGAGGUUCUAUAAGAACUGGUGCAAGUCCAAGAAGAAGGCUUUCACUAAAUAUGCCAAACAGUAUGAAACUGAUGAGGGAAAAAAGAAUAUCCAAGGGGGUCUUGAGAAGUUGAAGAAAUAUGCAUCUGUUAUCCGUGUCUUGGCACAUACUCAGAUUACCAAGAUGAAGGGAUUGAAGCAAAAGAAAGCACACCUUAUGGAGAUACAGGUCAAUGGUGGGACAAUUGCUCAAAAGGUUGACUAUGCAUAUGGAUUCUUUGAGAAGCAAGUUCCAGUAGAUGCCGUUUUCCAGAAAGAUGAGAUGAUUGAUCUUAUUGGUGUGACCAAGGGUAAGGGGUAUGAAGGUGUCGUGACUCGUUGGGGUGUUACCCGACUCCCUCGUAAGACUCACAGGGGUCUUAGGAAGGUGGCUUGUAUUGGUGCUUGGCAUCCUGCUAGAGUCUCAUUUACUGUUGCCAGGGCUGGUCAGAAUGGAUACCACCACCGUACUGAGAUAAACAAGAAGGUAUAUCGUAUCGGAAAGGCAGGGCAGGAGUCACAUACCGCCCUCACUGAAUUUGACAGGACCGAGAAGGAUGUUACUCCAAUGGGUGGUUUCCCUCACUACGGUGUUGUGAAGAGUGACUACUUGAUGAUCAAGGGAGGAUGUGUUGGACCCAAGAAGAGGGUCAUCACCCUUCGCCAGUCGCUGCUCAAACAAACAUCUCGUGUGGCUCUUGAGGAGAUCAAACUCAAGUUCAUCGAUACUUCUUCCAAGUUUGGCCAUGGUCGCUUCCAGACGACGCAGGAGAAGCAGAAGUUCUAUGGUCGCCUCAAGGCCUAGAGCUUUUAACUGCCUGCCCGCUAUCCUUGUUCUGGUCAUUUCUGUCGCCUAUGAAGUUUUGUUAUUUAUUUCUGUUAUUUGAGGAUUGAGUAGUCGAGAUGUUUUUGCAACUAAACUGAAGAACUAUAGCUGCCAUUAAUGGGACUUGAUUUUUGGUUUUCUA